AUGUUACUUGCUAUUGCAUCUAUUAAGAGCUGGCUUGUACACCAACUUGAUGUCAACAAUGUUUUCUUGCAUGGAGACUUGCAAGAAAAUGUGUAUAUGAAAAUUCCAGAUGGUGUUCAGUGUGCAAAGCCUAAUCAAGUAUGCAAGUUGCUCAAGAGUUUGUAUGGUUUGAAACAGGCUAGUCGUAAAUGGUAUGAGAAACUCACAUCCUUGUUAGUCAAGGAGGGAUAUACACAGUCCACAUCUGACUACUCUCUAUUUACCAUCAAUCAACAAAGUCAUUUUACUGCAUUGUUAAUAUAUGUUGAUGAUGUGAUUUUGACUGGCACUGAUAUACAAGAGAUCACUAGAAUCAAAACUAUCUUGGACAACAAUUUCAAAAUUAAGGAUUUAGGUGUGGUAAAAUAUUUCCUUGGUUUGGAAGUUGCUCAUUCCAAAGAAGGGAUAAGUAUAUCUCAGAGAAAGUAUUGCCUGGAUUUGCUUCAUGAUUCUGGUUUGCUUGGAUCUAAACCUGCUUCUACACCAUUAGAUCCAUCCAUCAAACUACAUCAAGAUAAUGGUAAACCAUUUGAGGACAUAAGUUUGUAUAGAAGACUUGUUGGAAAACUAUUGUACCUCACCAACACCAGACCAGAUAUCACAUUUGCUACUCAACAGUUGAGUCAAUUUUUACAUAAUCCAACUGUAACUCACUACAAAGCAGCAUGUAGGGUUAUUAGAUACCUCAAACAUAAUCCAGGAAGAGGCCUUAUCUUUCGCAGAAAUUCAGAUAUGCAGUUACUUGGAUACUCAGAUGCAGAUUGGGCUGGAUGUUUAGAUACAAGAAGAUCUACAAGUGGUUAUUGUUUCUUUCUUGGUUCAUCUCUCGUAUCAUGGAAGGCAAAGAAACAGUCCACUAUUUCAAAAUCUUCCUCUGAAGCAGAAUAUAGAGCACUCUCAUCAGCAACUUGUGAAUUGACUUGGCUUCUAUACCUACUGAAAGACUUGCAGAUAGAAUGUGUUAAGCAGCCAGUCUUGUUUUGUGAUAAUCAAAGUGCAUUGCAUAUAGCUUCAAAUCCAGUCUUUCAUGAAAGAACUAAACAUAUAGAGAUAGACUGUCACAUUGUUAGGGAAAAGGUACAAAAUGGAUUAAUGAGACUGCUUCCCAUAUCCACACAAGAUCAAUUAGCAGAUUUCCUAACAAAAGUUCUGCCAGUGCCCAAGUUCAAUCAUUUCAUGUCCAAGCUUGGAUUGCUUGAUAUCUACCAAGCAUCAGCCUGUGGGAGGAUGUUAAGUAUCAAUAAGAAUGAUCAAAGGAAUGAUGAAAUGGAGACAAAUGUAAAUAGUUAG
This is a messenger RNA of Trifolium pratense (red clover), 1329 nucleotides long. RefSeq lists its product as uncharacterized. Lineage: Eukaryota; Viridiplantae; Streptophyta; Magnoliopsida; Fabales; Fabaceae. The record is from RefSeq and is a predicted model, not a curated record. The transcript has a single exon. The coding region runs from base 1 to 1329 and encodes 442 amino acids.